This is a messenger RNA of Ilyonectria robusta, 1386 nucleotides long. RefSeq lists its product as uncharacterized. The coding region runs from base 1 to 1386 and encodes 461 amino acids. Lineage: Eukaryota; Fungi; Ascomycota; Sordariomycetes; Hypocreales; Nectriaceae. The record is from RefSeq and is a predicted model, not a curated record. Gene Ontology annotation, biological process: regulation of transcription by RNA polymerase II. Gene Ontology annotation, molecular function: DNA-binding transcription factor activity, RNA polymerase II-specific; zinc ion binding. The transcript is spliced from 2 exons.
AUGACGCCGCCGCAGCAGCCACCAGAGAGCCCGGUUCCCGGAAGGGUCUCAAAGCUGGCCAGGAGACCGCAUCGCAAGUCUAGAAACGGCUGCUUCAAUUGCAAGAGGCGGAAAGUAAAGUGUGACGAGGUGAAGCCUGCCUGCUCGAACUGCAUCCGCUUCGGCAUUCCCUGUGAUUUUGCGCCACCGCCUCCGCCUCCGUCCAACAAGGACCCGGCGCCGAAGGCAGUAGCUGUAGAAUUUGUUGCCAAUCAAGCAGGAGAGCUGUCUACUGCCCCGCGCCGGGGUCCGGGUCGGCCACGCAAGGAUUGGGCAGCUCUAGCGAAGCCGCUUCCGCAGCCCACGGAGAGAACCGGAUCAUCGCCCGUCUCGAACGUCACCACGCCGGCGUCAACUUCAACCGUCUCGGAGCCAAUAGUCUGCUCCUUCAAUGUCGCUGACGCUGAGCUGCUUCUCUAUUUUGUUACUCACACGGCCUCUAGCCUUCACGAUUCCGAGGAGGCAGACUCCAGCAUUGGUCGGUUCUGGGAACGAAACGUCCCCCAGAUUGGUCUUUCCUAUCAUUUCGUCCUUCACCUUUCUUAUGCGUUGGCUGGAUAUCAUUUGGCCUUUUCAGAAACUGGCAACAGUGAUCGGCAUGCCCAGUAUCUCGCCCUUGCUCGACACCACUCAGAAACUGGCUUGGCCGAGCUGAACAAAACGUUACCAAGCCUUGACGAAACCAAUUGUGGCGCACUCUAUGUCUCCGCAGUGCUCGUAUGCUACUGUGCCUUUGCUGCAGGCCCGACAGGCGCCACCGAUCUUCUCGUCUGCAACGUCGACGACAGCGCACCACAGCGUUGGCUGCCCUUGAUCCACGGCGUGCGAUUGAUCCGACAGACAGUCGAGCCGGCCACCCUCUUCACUGGCCUUAUGGAGCCCCUCGGAGGCUCACCGGACCGAGACGAAGAUCACCGACCCAUGUAUCUUAUCGGGGGAUUUCCUCAUGUUGAAUGGGUUGAGCCAGUCGAAAAGCUGCAAAAGUGGAUAGAAUCCUACGACACCCCUGAUACAAUCAUCUAUGUGCGAGCUCUCUCGUCAUUGACGGAAAUAUACGAAGCCAACUACGGCGGCAAAAGUGGCAUCCCCGGUGGCGCCACACACAAUAAGUUCGUGUUUGGGUGGCUAUAUCGUAUGCAUGACCUCUUUGUCGCCUGUCUUCAGCGGAAAGAGCCACAGGCGCUGCUGAUAAUGGCCUAUUACGUUCCUCUGUUGCGAACCCUUAAGAAAUGUUGGUUCAUUGACGGCUGGUCAAAACAUCUACUCGGCACAAUACGAGGAAUGCUUAACCAAGAUGUGUUGGGCUGGCUUGAAUGGCCCGUUCAAAUAGCGUUGCAGCGGCCGUGA